Paramecium sonneborni is the source of this 942-nucleotide messenger RNA. The record is from the annotation of a GenBank genome assembly. Lineage: Eukaryota; Ciliophora; Oligohymenophorea; Peniculida; Parameciidae.
AAUGAGUUUAGUCAGAAAUUCUUGUUAGUUUGUGAGUGAAAAUUCUAAACAUGUAAAAAUAAACAAGGAUGAAUUAUAAAAACAAGUAAAUGAAUGGUUUAUAAAUAAUAAACAUAAAUAUAAAGAAUUUGAUGAAUAUGAAUGUCAUUUAGGAGGUGAUGAAGAAUAAAUAGUUAACUUUUUAUUUAUAUUGGAUUCAUUAAAUUUUUGUUUUUGGCCAUAAAAAGAUUAUGAAUAUGAAAAUUUAUCAUCUGCAAUUAAGGAAUGUUUUUAAAAAUGUCCUGAAUUAUUUAAAGCAGAAUCAAUUUUGAAAAUGACAUUUGAAGAAUUUUAAAAAUUAUUAUUUCCAAAUUUUCCUGAUUUUCCAUUGAUAACAGAGAGAUAUAGAUUAUUGAAACAUGCAUCAGAGGUAUUGGUGACAUUUUUUGAAGGUGAAUUUGUAAAUGUAAUAAAAGCAGCUAAAAAUUCAGCAAGUAAGUUAUUGAGUAUUUUAACAACUCAAUUUUUAGGAUUUUAAGAUCAUGCAAUAUAUUAAGGUAGAUAAAUAUUUUUUUAUAAACGUUCAUAAAUAUUAAUAGGAGAUAUAUAUGCUGCAUUAAAAGGAGAAGGAUUGGGUAAAUUUAAUGAUAUAGAAAUUUUAACAAUGUUUCCAGAUUAUAGAGUACCAUAGAUUUUAAAUUAAUUAAAAGUUUUAGAAUAUGAUGAAGAUUUGUAAAAUAAAAUAAAGAAUUAAAUAGAAAUAGCUCAUGGAUGUGAAUAUGAGAUUGAAAUAAGAGCUAGUAGUGUAAUAGCAGUAGAAUUGAUAAAGGAAGAAUUUGAAAAAUUAGGAUAAAAAUUAAAGAGUAUAGAAAUAGAUUGGAUAUUAUGGUAAAUGGGUGAAGAAUAAAGAUUUGACAUAGUUCCACAUCAUAAAACUUUAUCUAUAUAUUAUUGAUCUGAUAU